Molecule: messenger RNA, 2166 nt
Organism: Poeciliopsis prolifica (blackstripe livebearer)
Lineage: Eukaryota; Metazoa; Chordata; Actinopteri; Cyprinodontiformes; Poeciliidae
Gene: guca1c
Product: guanylate cyclase activator 1C
Exons: 4
Coding region: 100-669 (189 amino acids)
Molecular function (GO): calcium ion binding; calcium sensitive guanylate cyclase activator activity
Source: RefSeq, a predicted model, not a curated record
CAGAAAUCACAGGUGCCAUCUUCUCCGAGCAUCGGUUUCACCGCCACUUCUCUGAGGGAUCUGUAACCACAAUAAAAAUCACAAUCCCUGAAAGGAGUGAUGGGCUCUUACAGCUCGAACCUGGAUGAUAUCUUGGAGGAGGACAUGCAUCACUGGUACACAAAGUUCAUGAAGGAAUCUCCCUCAGGACUAAUCACCCUGUUUGAACUGAAGACGAUGCUUGACAUGAACGGCAUGACAGAAGAGGCCAACAGUUAUGUGGACCAGGUGUUCUAUACCUUUGAUAUGGAUGGGGAUGGCUAUUUAGACUUUGUGGAAUACAUCGCAGCUAUAAGUUUAUUGCUGAAGGGAGAAAUAAAUCAGAAAUUAAAGUGGUACUUCAAGCUUUUUGAUCAAGACGGAAAUGGGAAAAUUGACAAGGAUGAGCUGGAAACUAUAUUUAAGGCUAUUCAAGAUAUCACCAGAAGUUACGAGAUACCUCCAGAGACAAUUGUGACUCUUAUAUAUGAGAAAAUUGACGUCAAAGGAGAAGGUGAGCUGACGCUGGAAGAGUUCAUCAGCGGAGCGAGGGAGCAUCCGGACAUCAUGGAUAUGCUCACGAAAAUGAUGGAUCUCACACACGUCUUGGAAAUCAUAGUCAAAGGUCAAAGGAGGGAUGCCGUGAAUUGAGAUGCGAUUCCACAAACGGAAUUUUUGCUGAGCUAUGCAUUGUAAAUUAAAAAAAAAAAAACAAGACUCUCCUUGAAGGAUUUGGACUUAAUCUCUGCCAGCAACAAACUAAGGGGCUGAUAUGUCACUUUUCACUCAGACUGUACUUGCAGAGCUACAUUUAUGGUUUCUAUUUAGGAUUGAAACAUUUUUGCAAAUGAUUUUGCUCGUGACUGUUGGGGAAGCUUCAAGUUGUGGUUCCAGGUUAUGCAAAUUAAUGGAGUAAAUUCUAUGCAUUUUUAACUAGUUGGUUCAAAGCAAACAUCUUGAGAUCAAAGUGAAUUUUGAACGGUUCUGCUGAAUUCAAAACUUUUUCUGUUGGUUGUUGAAGUACAAAAUGCAACCAGGACCAAGAGGUGCAACAAGCACAAAGAAAGUUGUAUGUAUGUACAGGUUAUAUUAUGGAUGUUACAAUAAGUUUUCACUAUUAAUAUGAAAGUGAUGCCUUUAUGAAUGUUUGUUUUAAAAUUUGUUUCACUUUUUGAAAGAUUUGUCAAAAUCACUGUCAGAGAUGAAAUCCACAGGUGGAAGACAUUUAUUUAAACCUGCAAAGGCUAAAAUGACAUAACUGAGUGUCUUAUUUUACUUUGGUUUACAGUAUUGCUACAUGUAAUAGUAAAUAUGAAGCAAAACAUUAAAAAUAGGCAAUAUUUUAAACAGAAAUAUAGACUCAUUAUUUUGUCGAUAAGGUGUAUAGUAUUUAUGGCUAUAUGAAUGCAUUUUAAAAUUAUUAAUAAAGUGAAAGUUUGAGGAGAGAUUAUUAGAUUUACAGAUGAUAAUAUCUUGGUAUUUGUUUAUUUUUGUUCAUAAAUCCAGAUUUGUUGGACAGGCAGACUGAAGCAGGUGGCUUGUCAGAGAGAGGCUAAGAUCACAGCAGACUGUCUCAAAAUCUGAGAGCUUCACAACUUUUGAAAAUGCAACUUUAUAAAACCUGUAAAGUUUUGUCAUGUUUACAUUAAUUACACAGUAGCUGAUCAUGUCUUUCUAGAGGAAACUGGGUCGGAGGCAGUGUACCACCUAUGAUAUUCAUAUGUAUAUUAGGUCUUGCAUGAAUGUUCUGGGUAAAUACCUUCAACUGCUCCUUCAAAGAAAUCCGUUUUGAAAAAGUGUUUUACUUUUUAAAAUAAAUCAGUUUUAAUAAUAAAAAAUAAUAGUUAAAGGUUCUGUAUAGAGUAGUCCAGUCUUAUUUAGAUAAGGGUUAUUCCUCAGUAUUUGUUGGCCAAAUACUGAGGAAGAAAAAGGAAAAUCUUUCUGGUCCAAAUUGCCUACUUAAAAUAUAUACGUGUAAACAUCUAUAAAACAACCUUCCCCGAGGCUGCUGUAAUAUUUCACAAUUCACAUCCCUCUUCUGAUCAAACAGGCCGUUAUUCUGACUGGAAUUGCUUUUGAUUUUCUGUUUUCAUCACCUCCUGUCACCAUUUUCUGUGUAAAAAAAAAAAAACACAGACUUAUCUGUAA